GGGAUCGUCCUCUGGUACGAGACAUCGCCCGGUCAUCACACCUCGAGCAUCCUCCGUGUUGUCCGGACACGUCCCACGUUCUCCGACCGUCGUUUUCUCCGCCUUCGUCGCAUCUCGCGGCACCGGUCCCGGCCCAAUCGCGUUUCCGCGUCGUCUCGCUUAAAGAGUCGCAAAAAGCUGUCGGCCCGAGCUCACGUCCGUCGGGCAGGAAGUAACUUGGCAAAUUCACGUCCGGCGCCGAGGAGAGAGCAUCCCGCAGUUUUCCGAAGUCGCCGGUUUCGAUCGGCAUCGAAUAGAGAGCCGUAAUUUAAGAGUCAGAGGCAGCUCGUGAGCCACCGCGAAUAAAAGACAAGUCGACGAGUCGCGGUCGAGUGGAAGGCAACUCGACGAGUAGCCGCUCAUCAAUGUUAUCGAUCAACAUGCGCGUGUUCAAGACUGUGCUGCUCAUCGCGUUCUUCGGCGCGGGCGUUCGGUGUUCACCCAUCGCCGACAAGCCGACCGAGUCCACGGUCGAGUUCGAGACCAAGACCGAGGUCACGUCGGUGGUACCGCAGGAGGCGCAGGCUGUAACCCUCGCGCCGACGUCCACGUACCCCGAUGCCACCGAUUUCUACGAUCAGCGGCAGAACGGGUCCGACAACUACCGUAUCCACGUAGACGGUUUCGUAAUGGUGUUCGCGCCGGUCGAGGCACUGCUCCUGGCCGCGGCUGCCGGCACACCAACGACAGAGAAUCUGAUCCCAGGGAUAAACAGUCAUAGCGCGUCCUCGACUGGGAGCCAGCCCGCCGGCGACCCGGACAAACCCGCCGUUGACGGUGCCCACAGUAACGAUGCCCACAAUAAAACUGAACAGGCGAUCUCGAAGACAAUACACAAGCAACCAGCUGUACGGUUGGCGAAUCUCUUGGCGCCCUUGAUACGUCGCAUGCGGGGCACAAGCGUGCACUAA
Vollenhovia emeryi is the source of this 950-nucleotide messenger RNA. RefSeq lists its product as uncharacterized. Lineage: Eukaryota; Metazoa; Arthropoda; Insecta; Hymenoptera; Formicidae. The record is from RefSeq and is a predicted model, not a curated record. Bases 405 to 950 code for a protein of 181 amino acids. The transcript has 2 exons.